This is a messenger RNA of Closterium sp. Naga37s-1, 2115 nucleotides long. NCBI's taxonomy places the organism in Eukaryota, Viridiplantae, Streptophyta, Zygnematophyceae, Desmidiales, Closteriaceae. The record is from the annotation of a GenBank genome assembly.
AUGCAAGGGGAGUUGGGCAUGCAAGGGGAGUUGGGCAUGCAAGGGGAGUUGGGCAUGCAAGGGGAGUUGGGCAUGCAAGGGGAGUUGGGCAUGCAAGGGGAGUUGGGCAUGCAAGGGGAGUUGGCAUGCAAGGGGAGUUGGGCAUGCAAGGGGAGUUGGGCAUGCAAGGGGAGUUGGGCAUGCAAGGGGAGUUGGGCAUGCAAGGGGAGUUGGCAUGCAAGGGGAGUUGGGCAUGCAAGGGGAGUUGGGCAUGCAAGGGGAGUUGACAUGCAAGGGGAGUUGGGCAUGCAAGGGGAGUUGGGCAUGCAAGGGGAGUUGGGCAUGCAAGGGGAGUUGGCAUGCAAGGGGAGUUGGGCAUGCAAGGGGAGUUGGGCAUGCAAGGGGAGUUGGGCAUGCAAGGGGAGUUGGGCAUGCAAGGGGAGUUGGGCAUGCAAGGGGAGUUGGGCAUGCAAGGGGAGUUGGGCAUGCAAGGGGAGUUGGCAUGCAAGGGGAGUUGGGCAUGCAAGGGGAGUUGGCAUGCAAGGGGAGUUGGGCAUGCAAGGGGAGUUGGGCAUGCAAGGGGAGUUGGGCAUGCAAGGGGAGUUGGGCAUGCAAGGGGAGUUGGGCAUGCAAGGGGAGUUGGGCAUGCAAGGGGAGUUGGGCAUGCAAGGGGAGUUGGCAUGCAAGGGGAGUUGGCAUGCAAGGGGAGUUGGGCAUGCAAGGGGAGUUGGCAUGCAAGGGGAGUUGGGCAUGCAAGGGGAGUUAGGCAUGCAAGGGGAGUUGGGCAUGCAAGGGGAGUUGGGCAUGCAAGGGGAGUUGGGCAUGCAAGGGGAGUUGGGCAUGCAAGGGGAGUUGGGCAUGCAAGGGGAGUUGGGCAUGCAAGGGGAGUUGGGCAUGCAAGGGGAGUUGGGCAUGCAAGGAGAGUUGGGCAUGCAAGGGGAGUUGGGCAUGCAAGGGGAGUUGGCAUGCAAGGGGAGUUGGGCAUGCAAGGGGAGUUGGCAUGCAAGGGGAGUUGGCAUGCAAGGGGAGUUGGGCAUGCAAGGGGAGUUGGGCAUGCAAGGGGAGUUGGCAUGCAAGGGGAGUUGGGCAUGCAAGGGGAGUUGGCAUGCAAGGGGAGUUGGGCAUGCAAGGGGAGUUGGGCAUGCAAGGGGAGUUGGCAUGCAAGGGGAGUUGGGCAUGCAAGGGGAGUUGGGCAUGCAAGGGGAGUUGGGCAUGCAAGGGGAGUUGGGCAUGCAAGGGGAGUUGGGCAUGCAAGGGGAGUUGGGCAUGCAAGGGGAGUUGGGCAUGCAAGGGGAGUUGGCAUGCAAGGGGAGUUGGGCAUGCAAGGGGAGUUGGGCAUGCAAGGGGAGUUGGGCAUGCAAGGGGAGUUGGGCAUGCAAGGGGAGUUGGCAUGCAAGGGGAGUUGGCAUGCAAGGGGAGUUGGGCAUGCAAGGGGAGUUGGGCAUGCAAGGGGAGUUGGGCAUGCAAGGGGAGUUGGGCAUGCAAGGGGAGUUGGCAUGCAAGGGGAGUUGGCAUGCAAGGGGAGUUGGGCAUGCAAGGGGAGUUGGGCAUGCAAGGGGAGUUGGGCAUGCAAGGGGAGUUGGGCAUGCAAGGGGAGUUGGGCAUGCAAGGGGAGUUGGGCAUGCAAGGGGAGUUGGGCAUGCAAGGGGAGUUGGGCAUGCAAGGGGAGUUGGCAUGCAAGGGGAGUUGGGCAUGCAAGGGGAGUUGGGCAUGCAAGGGGAGUUGGGCAUGCAAGGGGAGUUGGCAUGCAAGGGGAGUUGGGCAUGCAAGGGGAGUUGGGCAUGCAAGGGGAGUUGGCAUGCAAGGGGAGUUGGGCAUGCAAGGGGAGUUGGGCAUGCAAGGGGAGAUGGGCAUGCAAGGGGAGUUGGGCAUGCAAGGGGAGUUGGCAUGCAAGGGGAGUUGGCAGGGGGACGGUGGACGCAUCAGCUGCCUUGGCUUUCGGCUUGGCAGUGGCAGGGGGACGGUGUGCAGGGGGACGGUGUGCAGGGGGGCGGUGUGCAGGGGGACGGUGUGCAGUUUGGGCAUGCACGGGGAGUUGGCAGGGGGAUGCUGCAGCAGCUGGGGAGGGCAGGAGCGCAGGUCAGUGCGGCAGUGGUGCCAGUCGAUGGAGGGAAACGAUUGCUGCUGGGCGAAUGA